Messenger RNA from Seminavis robusta, 1032 nucleotides. The record is from the annotation of a GenBank genome assembly. NCBI's taxonomy places the organism in Eukaryota, Bacillariophyta, Bacillariophyceae, Naviculales, Naviculaceae.
AUGCUCUGGUCUUCCUGCGUUGCUCUCUCCUUCGGCUUGAGUGUGAAUGCUGCAAUUUCAGUAUCGGCACAACAGACUUCAUCGCCUGUGAUUGGGAUCUUGAGUCAACCCAUCGGUCUCAGGAAGACGGAUCAAAACACGGAACAGAAGGAAGAAUAUGUAAUUGCUGCAAGCUAUGUGAAGUGGCUGGAAUCUGGUGGGGCUCGCAGUAUCCCGAUUCCUUAUGACGCUGGUCCAGGCAUGGUGAAGGAUCUGUUUGGUCAGAUCAAUGGACUGCUAUUGCCAGGAGGAGGCUCUGCUGUACCUCCCGCUGUCCACCAGUUGUUGAAUCUUGCGCUGGACGAGUCUUUUCCCGUCUGGGGUACCUGUCUCGGUUUUGAAUACUUGGUACAAGUCCUAUCAUCCAAUUCCUCUCUGCCGGUUCUCACGGAUGGAUUUGAUGCCGAAAACAAUAGUUGGCCACUUUUGAAUGUUCAACGGCGGCAGCUCUAUCAAGAUGACAGAAUCUAUCAGAUUGUCAGACAGAAAAAUGUUACUUCCAACUCCCACCAUAUGGGAGUGGAACCAAGUGCAUUUCGGAACAAUGAAAAUCUGAACAAACUCUUUGAAGUGACAUCUGUGAAUGUGGAUGGCCAUGGUCGACCUUUUGUAUCGACGAUUGAACCCAGAAAUCCUCAUAUCAUGCCAAUUUAUGGUGUACAGUACCACCCAGAAAAGAAUGCUUUUGAGUAUGGCACAUAUGCUGGAACCAAUAUUCCGUACAAGGCCAUUGAUCACUCGGAAGAAGCAGUAGAGUUCUCGGCUUAUGUGGCACGAUUCUUUGUCCGGUUGGUCAAAGCUCACAAUGACAAUAAUCAUGAUGGCAGCAGCGUUCAUCGACAUCACUCCUACACCAAACACAGGCAAUACCCCUUGGUGCAAACCUAUCCCGUCAAACAAAUGCUGGCAUUCGAACAGUACUACGUCAUACCAUCGGCGAAACAACUGGACAAAACGAUAAAGCAAUCUGCAUCGAAGCUAUUGCGGGGUUGA